Saimiri boliviensis boliviensis (Bolivian squirrel monkey) is the source of this 882-nucleotide messenger RNA. It is a transcript of the gene NAA38, whose product is annotated as N-alpha-acetyltransferase 38, NatC auxiliary subunit. Gene Ontology annotation, molecular function: RNA binding. Gene Ontology annotation, cellular component: NatC complex. The record is from RefSeq and is a predicted model, not a curated record. NCBI's taxonomy places the organism in Eukaryota, Metazoa, Chordata, Mammalia, Primates, Cebidae.
GGCAUAGAAAGAUUAAUUGAGUUGCGCCGCUUUCAGGAACUGGAGCCGGCGGGGGUGCGAGGGGAAGGCGCGGAAAACGAAUAUGCUCCGUUUUAAUUCAGUGGCCUGGGUUACGUGGGAUAUUUAGUACAGACUAUCUCCCUGAGACACAAAAGUAAGGGAGGAAGCAGUAUGAAAGAAUGUUUUCUCGCCAAAUUCCAGAGUUUCUAAAGGGUAAGAAACUGAGGUAAAGGUCUCGCGAUAUCUGAAGACAUCCGGCGUAGUACGUUUCAGUGAGCCGCAGCCCUAGGGAGGUAGCAGAAGCUCGCGAGAUCUCUGCAGUUGCCGAGGAGACUAGGAGUGGGAGAAAAGGUGAUCUCGCGAAAGGAAAGGGAGCGGGAGCACUCGCGAGAUCUCGGAUCACUCAACCUGAAAGGUGCUUAGGAAGCUGAAAAGCCCAGAGGAGGCCUCCGGGCAAAUGGCUGGAGCUGGACCGACCAUGCUGCUACGAGAAGAGAAUGGCUGUUGCAGUCGGCGUCAAAGCAGCUCCAGCGCCGGGGAUUCGGACGGAGAGCGCGAAGACUCGGCGGCUGCGCGCGCCCGGCAGCAGCUGGAGGCGCUGCUCAACAAGACUAUGCGCAUUCGCAUGACAGAUGGACGGACGCUGGUUGGCUGCUUCCUCUGCACUGACCGCGACUGCAAUGUCAUCCUGGGCUCGGCGCAGGAGUUCCUCAAGCCGUCGGAUUCCUUCUCUGCCGGGGAGCCCCGUGUGCUGGGCCUGGCCAUGGUACCCGGACACCACAUUGUUUCCAUUGAGGUGCAGAGGGAGAGCCUGACCGGGCCUCCGUAUCUCUGACCACGAUCGCAUUACACCUUUCAGACUGCAUUAAACUUACGACCGAA